AGGGGUUUUGUCUCUCCGGGUCGGAUCGAGGAAAAACAUCCAAACUUGAUCUGUAUAAUAGCGUUGUGCGGGUUAAAUUUUGAAGGCAUUUAGCAAAUUAACGUCGAACCCGUCAGGUGGUUUUCGGAAACCGCGUUUAGUAUUGGGAGUGUCAUUUUGAUUCCUUUUAUAUUUUUUUGGUUCGCUCGGUCGCUUUACGGUGAAAGCCGGUUCUCGAUUCGAAGAUUUCGGUACCUUUGUGCAGUUGGUGGUGAACUAGAAAAAAUAUCGUGGAAAUUCUUCCCGAAGAGGAUAAAGCAAGGAUCUAAAGUGGAAUCGUGCGUGCCUGGAAUACGAAAUCGCUAACAAAAAGUAGAAAGGAUCGGUGGAAUUUAAAACGAUUACCUGUUGUUGUUUUUUGCCCUGGCGAACAAAGCUGGGCACAACGAAUACGGAACCGGCAAGGGAUUGUGUGAAAGUGCUUUAACGAUUCCCCCCGCUGAUCCGAGGGAACCCGAAGUGGUUUUUAGGAACAAGCGAGAAUUUAUCGGAAGAGUGCACGGCGAAGUGAAAGCAUACAUUAGGGCGUAGGAUUUUCCGCGCUCUGCUUGAGAAGAAGGAGAAGGAUAUCGGGACUAAAGGAGACACUCGUCGCGAGGAUAAAUUUUGCAAAUCGAAAUGCUGCGACCGUCAGCAUUGCUAAUUUGUGCACUGGUGCUCACGACGGCGACACAAGCAGUCGUCAAUAUCGAAGCACAACGUCGUGAGGCACCAAUCGCCGAUACCUAUGGACUUCCACCCUCGUCUUCUGCCGCCUCUUCACUGGACCUACCCGCUCCAGUCUAUGGAGCUCCAGCAGUAGCACAGUAUCCAGCUCCUCCACCGGACAUUCCACCCCCAAUCGUGCCACACAAAGAGUAUGGCGUACCGGUACAAAACUUUGGACCGCCCAAUAUCAACAUCGAGUACGGACCACCAGCUCCAGCCCCAAAACCCGUGUACUAUCCACCGAAGCCCAUCUAUGGCCCACCUCCAUCGCAAGCUCACCACUCACUGCCACAUCAUCCACCAAAGAAGCAGUCUUCGUUCCUUGAAUCUCUGUUCUCGACAUUCGGAUUCGGAGGCGAAGAGGCACACCGUCACUCUCAUCACCACCAACAACCCCAGCAGCUCUAUGGUCCUCCCCCAAAGCCCGUCUAUGGACCACCGAAACCCACCUACGGAGUGCCGCAAUUUAGUCAACCGGCCCCACCAAAGCCAGUCUAUGGACCUCCGAAGCCCAUCUACGUUGCGCCGAAGCCCGUCUACGGACCACCGAAACCGAUUUUCACCGCUCAGCAAACCUUUGGACAUCACUCCUCGGCUCACGUUCCCCCAACCCCACCAGAGAUCAAGUGCGACGGAUGGAAACCAAUUGCCGGCCCAGUCGUCCAAGGCCCACCAAGCCAGGUAGAAAUCCACGCUCCGGAAUCUUCGUACGGACCUCCUCCCAGUGGUGACUUUCUCGGCGGUGGCCAUCAGGUUAUCUCCGGCGGUGACCUCGGUCUCCAAUUGCCCCGAUUGGAACCUGGCCCAGCUUUCAACAACGACCUGCAUAUCGGACUCGAACAGCAAAAGGGAAACAGCUUUGAAAUUCAUUCGAACUUCAUUUCUGACUCUUAUGGAGCACCACCGCCCGAUUCGUAUGCCCCAGGUGCCUACAAACCAUCGUUCGUGAAGCCGCUGCCCCCACCACCAUCGCCACCAAAACUGCAGUUCCCACCAUCGCCGAUCUACGGAGUUCCCCACCGACCAGCCUCGUACCAACACGGUCUCGCUAUCUCCCAUGGGUCCAUCAGCGGUAAUUUGAAACCAUGGUCUGGACCAGUUGCACCACCACGUCAACCCAUUGCCUACCGCCCACCAGUGCCAUCCGGUCUCAUCGAAUCCAUUGGACACACCGUUGAACAGCUGGACAACUUUGGAAGCAAGCCUCACUAUUCCGGAGACGUGUAUCUUCCUCCACCAACCAGUGACAUCCCAACUGCUCCGGUCGCCAGCCUUGAACUGCAUGCCCUUCCAUCCGAACAACCACCGAAACCUUUCCUGACCCAGCAUCAGUUCCCGGAAGCCCUGGCCCAGGUGCAGCAACCUCGCAUUCCCGACUUGAACGUUCUGCCAAUUUCUUCAACCGAUUGCGGACAUGGUCCAGAACUAUCGGGACACGUCCACGAGCAACAGUCCUCGUACUUUGGAACAUCGGGAGCCCAGGCUUACACCAGCGAGGAAUCAAACAGCAUCGACUCGAGCUAUGGCCCGCCAGCUUCGGGAGCCGCCAUUGGAGAGUACCGCACCGCCCAUCAAUUGUCCGGAAGUGAGUCCGUUUCUGCAUCCAGCUUGCCUGGUCUCAGCGGUGGACUCGGUGGUCUUGAACUGGUAUCCGCCCAGAAAUCGCAUAGCCUAACCAUUCCCGUACAAGGCCAGCUGGGAUCCUAUCAACUACAGUUCCAAGCUGCCAAUCCCGUCGGAUCAGGACACGGAGGAUCCGGUGGAGCCCCUCAUGAACAAAUCCUCACCGAAGGACUGCUCCAGUCAAUCUUGUCGGCCAUUGAACAACCACAAUCGAACUUCCAACAGGAGUCAUCCUCGUACGAUCCGAACAUCGAUCACAGCGAGGUGUCCGUGUUUCUGAAGAGUCCUGAAGGCCAAAAAACCUUGGCUGAUUCAGCACCUUCUGUUCACAAGCGAUAAACGGCCAUAUGCCGGGGCAAUAGUCAACCAAUUCGAGUGUGUUUCAGAAUGGGACAUGUAGUGUGAAAACGUUGUUGUUUUAAUAAUUUCUGUAGAGUACCUAGUAGAUCCACGUGUGAACUACAAUUUGCAGACUCUGCGAUGAGCGCAGUGCAAGUGGCAUUCGCCAAUUUUAAUUUAUUUUCAUCCCCCUUUCCCGAUGCACGGCGAGUGAAUGUUUGUUGAGUGAGUGAAUGAGCGCUGCACGUUAAAUGCGAUUUGUUCAACCAUGGUGGAUAACUCUGCUGGACAUUCCGCGAGAAAAUAUCUCUCCAAGUCACCCUCCACUGAGCAACUCGGGUUUUUCCGUGUAGGUAUGUUUGAGAAACAGGUGCCGCAAGUUGUCUCUCCUGAGAUAGCACCUUGUGGCGCAAAUUAUCAAUUAAGCACACAGUUAUCUUGUCACCAUCUACCGCGGCGAAUGGAACACAUUGGUGGCCCAAAUGGAGUUACCGCAAGAUACCCGAGAUUCGAACGAACCACGUGCUGUAAAUCGCGUCUAUCGCGCAGUGAUGAAUUAAGAUGUCGAGAUUGUCGUACCAUCCGUUCCGUGUCACUCGGUGGUUACUCGUUCGUCGAGGGAAAACGAAAACAAAAAGUUACCGUUGCAACAUUACAAGGGAGCGCGAAGUUACCGAACAGUUGACUUGAUGGAUACCUCUUAGUGCUGCGGAGUGUACAGUGGGUUAUAAUUGAGUAUUUUAAUUCGAUAGCAAGACGUGCACGUACCGUAGUUUGAAGGCCGCAGGGUGGAUAUAGACAAACGGACUUAGCUUCAAGGACAAUUAUCUAUUCAAAUAGCACAGUUAGAGUAACGUCUGUUUGUCUGUGUCGUAAGUUUGAUAUUUGUGAAGUAGGGACUUCAUGUGAGUCACUUACACGAGAUGACAGAACGAGGAAAUGAGUGUUUGUCUUUUCAGUGGGUAUUUAUUAUUUAAAGGCAUGCAACGUGUGAAAGGUUAUCAAUAGUUUUAACACAGAAGAGACAGCGAAUUUAAUUGUAUUAUAAGUGCACUCGCUGCCGUAGAGUCACACAAACAACGAAGAGUUUGGAGAUUAAUUGAAUAAAGAAUUUCGUUGAAUGUA
Molecule: messenger RNA, 3834 nt
Organism: Aedes aegypti (yellow fever mosquito)
Lineage: Eukaryota; Metazoa; Arthropoda; Insecta; Diptera; Culicidae
Product: proline-rich extensin-like protein EPR1
Exons: 4
Coding region: 658-2709 (683 amino acids)
Source: RefSeq, a predicted model, not a curated record